Messenger RNA from Oryza brachyantha (malo sina), 1631 nucleotides. Its product is annotated as probable purine permease 4. The transcript has a single exon. Bases 55 to 1242 code for a protein of 395 amino acids. Gene Ontology annotation, cellular component: membrane. NCBI's taxonomy places the organism in Eukaryota, Viridiplantae, Streptophyta, Magnoliopsida, Poales, Poaceae. The record is from RefSeq and is a predicted model, not a curated record. Gene Ontology annotation, molecular function: purine nucleoside transmembrane transporter activity.
CCGUCCAAUCCAAGCGCGAGUGCUCGACUCGACUCGACUCGUCUCUUCUCGCCAAUGCCCAUCACCACCACCACCACCUCCUCCGCCCCGGAGCAGCUGCUCGACAUGCCGCCGUCGAGCGUCGCCGCCACCACCAAUGGCGCGCGCGCGGCGAGCAGGCGGAGGCGGAGGCUGCUGCUGUUCGCCAACUACGCCGCGCUGCUCGGCGGCUCGGUGGCGUCCAGCCUCCUGUCCCGGUACUACUUCGCGCACGGCGGGCACAACCGGUGGGUGGCCACCCUGGUGCAGUCGGUCGGGUUCCCCGUCCUGCUCGUGCCCGUCUACGCCGGCCGGUCGCCGUCGCAGCCCCGGCCGUUCGAGUGGUUCACGAGGCGGCUGCUGGCGGCGUGCGUGGUGAUCGGCGUGCUCAUGGGCGUGAACAACCUGCUCUUCUCGUACAGCUCGUCGUACCUGCCGGUGUCCACCUCGUCGCUGCUGCUGUCCACGCAGCUCGCCUUCACGCUCGUGCUCGCCGCCGUCAUCGUGCGGCACCCGCUCAACUUCUCCAACCUCAAUGCCGUCGUGCUCCUCACGCUCAGCUCCGUGCUGCUCGCGCUCCGGUCGUCCGACUCGGGCGAGCGCCCCGGAGGAGGGAGCCGCGCGAGGUACUUCGUCGGCUUCGCCGUGACGCUCGGCGCCGCGGGGCUCUUCGCAGCCUACCUGCCUGUGAUGGAGCUUGUGUACCGCAAGGCAGUGUCCGGCGGGUUCCGCAUGGCGGUGGAGGUGCAGGUGAUCAUGCAGGCCGCGGCCACCGCGCUGGCGGUGGCGGGCCUGGCCGCGGCAGGCGGGUGGAAGGAGGAGCUCGCUCGGUGGGACCUCUCCCCGGCGGCGUACUGGGUCGUGCUGGCCUCGCUGGUCGCGACGUGGCAGGCCUGCUUCAUGGGAACCGCCGGGAUGGUGUACCUCACGUCGUCGCUGCACAGCGGCGUGUGCAUGACCGCCGUGCUGACCGCCAACGUCAUCGGCGGCGUGCUCGUGUUCCGCGACCCGUUCGGCGCUGACAAGGCCGUGGCCACCGUGCUCUGCGUCUGGGGCUUCUCCUCCUACCUGUACGGCGAGUACAACAGCACGCAGCAGAAGCAGGACGGCGACGGUAAGGUGGCCGCCGCGUCCACCACCACUGGAGCCGCCGGCGGCGCGGACAAGAAGAACCCCACAGGUGGCGGCGCGGAAGAAGGUGGCUCAGUACUUGAAGCCGUUUGAGCUAGCUAGCUAAGCUAACCUUUUCCUUUCCAGAAAGAAAAAAAGAAAGAGAAAAUGUCAAGCGAAGGAGACACGGAAGAAAAGAAGUCCAUCUCAAGGGUUAGCAUGCAAAGCAAGCACAUCAAUCUGGCCAAGCUGCACAAUGCAUCAUAUAUUCAUAUGCGUGGUGCAUCUAAACUAAUUAAAAAAACAUGCAUAUAUCAUGUAUGGCACAAGAGACAAAUGCUGCAUACAUAUAUAUGUUGCACAUUAACAACGCAUUGUCCAUGAGAUAUAAACAGGGUUGGUGGCUGUGGUUUGGUGUGGCUACUACUUGCUUGUAAGGUUUAAGGUUUUAGUAUUGUGGAGACAUGGAUGAAUAUAUAUCAAUGGAUGGAUCGAUAGAAAUU